This is a messenger RNA of Chinchilla lanigera (long-tailed chinchilla), 955 nucleotides long. RefSeq names its product vomeronasal type-1 receptor 4-like. Gene Ontology annotation, cellular component: membrane. The transcript has a single exon. Gene Ontology annotation, biological process: G protein-coupled receptor signaling pathway. The record is from RefSeq and is a predicted model, not a curated record. The coding region runs from base 65 to 955 and encodes 296 amino acids. Gene Ontology annotation, molecular function: pheromone receptor activity. Lineage: Eukaryota; Metazoa; Chordata; Mammalia; Rodentia; Chinchillidae.
GUUACUGAUUCUUUCUUCAAAUAGUACUUGGAAAACCCACACUUUUUCCCCCAAGAAGUUAGAAAUGGUAUUGAACAUGAUCAAAAUAACAAUAUUCAUCCUUCUAACUGGACUGGGUAUGGUGGGGAAUAUAUUUGUUUUUGUAAAUUAUAUGUGCGUGUCCUGUAUGGAUCCUGGAAAGAAACCUAUACGUCUUAUUCUCAUCCAUUUGACUAUUACAAAUGUCAUAAUGCUUUUUUCCAAAGGAAUGCCAAAGACGGUAGCAGAAUUUGGCUUGGAAAACUUCCUCAAUGACACAGGCUGUAAGAUUGUUGCUUGUCUGGAGCGAGUGGCCCGGGGCCUCUCCAUCUGCACCAGCAGUCUCCUCACCGUGGUCCAGGCCAUCACCCUGAGUCCCAGACACUCCAGGUGGAGGAGGCUUAAGCUAAAGAAUCCAUGGCACAUUCUUCUCUUCUUUCUCUUCUUUUGGAUACUCAACCUCUUGAUAAGCAUAAACUUGAUCCGUUCUAUCCUGAGUAGAAGCAAGAACACAUCACAAAGUAGUAAAAGUGACAAGUAUUGUUACUUUCUACUAAAAAUUCGGGGGGAAAACUGGCUUUUUCUCAUUUUCAUGGCUCUGAGAGAUACCAUGUUUCUGGUUGUCAUGGGCGGGGCCAGUGUCUACAUGGUGCUGCUUCUGCACACACACCACCAGCGUGUUCUCCACCUGCAGAACAAGUUCCUCCGUAAAGCUCCUCCCGAGAUCAGAGCUGCUCAGAGUGUUCUCCUUCUGAUGCUGAGUUUUCUUUUCUUUUACUGGACAGAUUGUGCCAUUUCUUUAUAUGUAACUCUCUCCUUAGAGAAAGAUUUCCUAGCAGUGAGUGUACGAGAAUUUCUGACCCUUGGUUAUACAAUUGUCAGCCCAUUUGUGCUGAUUCACAGAGAUGGACACCUGGCUGAAUACUGGCAUGCUUAG